UAUAUUAGGCCGCGUGACAUAGAAAGUGUUAUGCAAGAAAAUAGUCGGAACAUAGGAUAUCACUUUGAAAUGAACAUCAGUGGAAGUCCAUUAGCCAGUGAAAUGUCGAACAUUUACAACAAUUCUGUAGUUCAUUUUUGGCAGCACAUAUUUCAUGAUGUGGCAGAUCCUAGAACAAGAGACUGGUUCUUAAUGUCUUCUCCAGUUCCUGGUGCUAGUAUUAUGUUUGGCUACCUUUAUUUUGUUCUUUCAUGGGGUCCUCGUCAUAUGGAGCAUCGAAAACCUUAUAAGCUUAAAAACACACUCGUUAUCUACAAUUUUUUUCAAGUUGUUCUCAGUAUUUGGCUCUUUUGGGAAGGUCUUGAUGCUGCUUGGUUGAAAAAAUACAGUUGGAAAUGUGAACCUGUUGAUUACUCUAAUACUCCUGAAGCAUUAAGGGUUGCUAGAGGAGUUUAUAUGUAUUUCCUAGCUAAAAUAUCAGAACUUCUUGACACAGUUUUUUUCGUUUUGAGAAAAAAAGAACGACAAAUUACGUUCUUACAUAUGUACCAUCACACUGUGAUGCCAUUAAUAUCAUGGGGAGCGACUAAAUAUUACCCCGGUGGACACGGAACGUUUAUUGGUGUUAUCAAUAGUUUCGUUCAUAUUAUAAUGUACACAUAUUAUUUAUUGGCUGCUCUGUUGCCGCAAUAUCAACAAUAUUUAUGGUGGAAAAAAUAUAUCACAACAUUGCAAAUGGGUCAAUUCUGUCUCGCCUUCGUGCACAGCUUACAAUUACUCAUCUAUGACUGUGAAUAUCCAAGAUGGUCUCUUCUUCUUAUCUUGCCUAAUGUUACAUUCUUCUACCUUCUUUUCUUCGAUUUUUACAAAAAAGCUUAUGUACCACAAGAUAAGAAAAAAGAUGAUAAUCUGAAUGUCACGGACAACGGCAAUUCGUGGAAAAAUAAUAAAGAAAAUGGUAAAGAAAAUACUCGAAAAGUAGUUGAUGGCAAUGCAUCAAAUGGAAAACUUAAACAAGGGUGA
Cotesia congregata is the source of this 1023-nucleotide messenger RNA. The record is from the annotation of a GenBank genome assembly. Lineage: Eukaryota; Metazoa; Arthropoda; Insecta; Hymenoptera; Braconidae.